AUGCUCCAAUCUCCUGUCAUCAGACUAGAAGAUUACGCCGUCUCUGACAGGAACGGCUUCCUUCCCACCAGCCCUCCUCUUGCCAAACUUCCCAGUGCUUACUACGAGCCCUGGGAAGCCCUCGCCUGUCGGCUAUCCACCCUCAUCAAAGAUGGCAGCAUCAGAUCAAAGAUCGACAAUCUUCCGAUACUUGAUGCGUCUUGGUUACAGACAGAGCCUGAAUGGCGACGUGCCUACUCGGUAUUAGGCUUUCUGACCCAUGCUUAUAUCUGGGGAGGCGAGAAGCCAAAAGAUACCAUCCCCCCUUGUAUUACAAAGCCCUUCCUUGAAAUCUGCGACCAUCUCGGACUCCCGCCCUGUGCAACAUAUGCAGGGCUCACUCUGUGGAACUAUACGGCACCAGGGGAUGUAGAUAUCUCCAACCCAGAUAAUCUAUCUCUAUUGACUUCAUUCACUGAAACCGUGGACGAAGAAUGGUUCCUCCUUAUCUCAGUUGCAAUUGAAGCAAAAGGUGGCAAGCUGGUCUCUUUAAUGCUCGAUGCCAUUGCCGCAGCCACUGCCAACGAUGUGUCACGGCUGACUGCACUGCUGUGCAGAUUUGCAGAUGGUCUGCGGGACUUCAACUGCACACUCCAGCGCAUGCACGAGAGAUGUGACCCCGAGGUCUUCUUCUACCAACUUCGCCCAUUCUUGGCUGGUAGCAAGAACAUGGCUAGUGCCGGUCUGCCUAAAGGUGUUUUCUAUGACGAGGGCAACGGUCAGGGACAGUGGCAACAAUACAGCGGUGGGAGUAAUGGUCAGAGCUCGCUGAUUCAAACCUUUGAUAUCUUCCUGGGGGUAAAUCACCCAGCGACCGGAGGAAUCAGUGGCCCUUCUGGGUAUCUAAAAGAAAUGAGGGACUACAUGCCUGGCCCUCACAGGCGAUUCCUUGAGGUUUUGACACACUAUUCGAACAUCCGAUCCUUUGUGAUAUCCUCGCCAAAUGAACAAUCCUUGAAAGAGGCAUACAAUGCGGCAUGCUUGACCCUCUCCGCAUUCAGAGACACUCACGUGAAGGUUGUGUCCCGAUAUAUCGUCCUGGCAGCCAAACGAGGUGCAUCAAACACACAAUCCUCUGAGAAUGUUAACCUCGCUACUGCGAGUGCUCAGGUGGAUGGAUUGAAGGAUGACAACCCGUCCGGGUUGUAUGGAACUGGAGGAACUGCAUUGAUGCCUUUCCUGAAGCAGACAAGAGAUACCACUAAAGAUGCGACUAUCUAG
Messenger RNA from Penicillium pulvis, 1260 nucleotides. RefSeq names its product indoleamine 2,3-dioxygenase. Gene Ontology annotation, biological process: 'de novo' NAD+ biosynthetic process from L-tryptophan. The transcript has 3 exons. Gene Ontology annotation, cellular component: cytoplasm. Bases 1 to 1260 code for a protein of 419 amino acids. NCBI's taxonomy places the organism in Eukaryota, Fungi, Ascomycota, Eurotiomycetes, Eurotiales, Aspergillaceae. Gene Ontology annotation, molecular function: indoleamine 2,3-dioxygenase activity; metal ion binding; heme binding. The record is from RefSeq and is a predicted model, not a curated record.